GCCCGACGCGCGCUGCAGGUGGCAACUUGGAGGUGCCGCCGCCACCGCUGCGGGAGGAUUCCGGCUCUGGCGGCUCCUUCCAGCCUCCGGGAGCUCUUUCCCGCCGGCGAGCCCGAGACUGGACCGGGAAAAAUUCGAGGGAAAGAGCCGCUGCGCAGGAACCUGUGAACAGCCCUGCCUCUCUGCCCUUGCGCUACUUUUUGUCUCCGAGGAAGGUUGUGCCUGGAGGCUGGAAACAGGCUCCAGAAGGGGCCGGGGAGGAAGGCUCCGGCGACCCAGAACAAUCAACCAUGACGACCGAAUCCGGAUCAGACUCGGAAUCCAAGCCCGACCAGGAGGCCGAGCCCCAGGAGGCGGCAGGGGCGCGGGGGAGCGCGGGGGAGCCCGGGCCGCAGCUGCCCAGCGAAGAGCACCGACAGGCCUUGGAGCAGUUCGCGGCCGCCGCGGCGCACAGCACCCCGGUGAGGAGGGAGGUCACUGACAAGGAACAGGAGUUUGCUGCCAGGGCUGCAAAACAGCUCGAAUAUCAGCAAUUAGAAGACGAUAAACUUUCUCAGAAAUCAUCUAGCAGUAAACUCUCUCGGUCUCCAUUAAAGAUUGUCAAAAAGCCUAAAAGCAUGCAGUGCAAAGUGAUUCUUUUGGAUGGAUCAGAAUAUACCUGUGAUGUAGAGAAACGCUCCAGAGGGCAAGUGCUGUUUGAUAAAGUGUGUGAACACUUGAACUUGCUAGAAAAAGACUACUUUGGGCUUACGUAUCGGGAUACUGAAAACCAGAAGAAUUGGUUGGACCCUGCUAAAGAAAUAAAAAAACAGGUUCGAAGUGGUGCUUGGCACUUUUCAUUUAAUGUGAAAUUUUAUCCACCAGAUCCCGCCCAGCUAUCUGAGGAUAUCACCAGGUACUACCUCUGCUUACAACUGCGAGAUGACAUUGUGUCUGGAAGGCUGCCCUGCUCCUUUGUUACCCUGGCAUUGCUGGGCUCCUACACUGUUCAGUCAGAACUUGGAGACUAUGACCCGGACGAAUGUGGGAAUGAUUACAUUAGUGAGUUCCGCUUUGCACCAAACCACACUAAAGAACUGGAAGAUAAAGUAAUCGAGCUGCACAAGAGCCACAGAGGAAUGACACCAGCAGAAGCAGAGAUGCAUUUCUUGGAAAAUGCCAAAAAAUUGUCCAUGUAUGGGGUAGAUUUACAUCAUGCCAAGGAUUCAGAAGGAGUAGAAAUCAUGUUAGGAGUUUGUGCAAGUGGUCUGUUGAUAUAUCGUGAUCGACUUCGGAUAAACAGAUUUGCCUGGCCUAAGGUUUUAAAAAUUUCUUACAAACGGAACAACUUUUACAUUAAGAUCCGGCCAGGAGAGUUUGAACAAUUUGAAAGCACCAUUGGAUUUAAACUGCCAAACCAUCGAGCUGCCAAGCGUUUAUGGAAAGUAUGUGUUGAGCACCAUACAUUUUUCAGACUAUUGUUACCAGAAGCACCUCCAAAGAAAUUCUUAACCUUGGGUUCCAAGUUUCGUUACAGCGGCAGGACACAAGCCCAAACAAGAAGAGCCAGUGCAUUGAUAGACCGCCCAGCACCUUACUUUGAACGCUCAUCUAGCAAACGUUAUACCAUGUCUCGCAGCUUGGAUGGAGCAUCAGUGAAUGAAAACCAUGAAAUAUACAUGAAGGAUUCUAUGUCUGCUGCAGAGGUUGGUACUGGCCAGUACGCCACAACAAAGGGCAUUUCUCAGACCAACUUGAUCACCACUGUGACUCCGGAGAAAAAGGCUGAGGAGGAGAGGGACGAGGAAGAGGACAGACGGAGGAAGGCUGAGGAAUCCACGCCUGUCUCGGCCAUCCGGCAGGAGGGAAAGUCACCUGGGCUUGGCACUGACUCAUGUCCCUUGUCACCCCCAUUAGCCCAUUGUGCCCCUGCAUCUCCCACAGAGCUCCGUAGGAGGUGUAAGGAGAAUGACCACACUCCGCCAGGUUACGAGCCAUCCAGAGCUGAGCACGUGCAUGGAGAGACUGCCUUGGACUCUGAUGGCCAAGGGAGACCUUACCUAGGGGAUCAAGACGUGGCUUUUAGCUACAGACAGCAAACUGGCAAAGGAACCACCCUGUUCUCCUUCUCCUUGCAGCUCCCUGAGUCAUUCCCCUCCCUCCUAGAUGAUGACGGGUACCUCUCUUUCCCCAACCUUUCUGAAACCAACCUCCUGCCCCAGAGCUUGCAGCAUUACCUCCCAAUCCGCUCACCCUCCCUCGUGCCCUGUUUCCUCUUCAUCUUUUUCUUUCUGCUGUCUGCCUCCUUCUCAGUGCCAUAUGCUCUCACUCUCUCCUUCCCUCUGGCUCUGUGCCUCUGCUACCUGGAGCCCAAGGCGGCCUCCUUGAGCGCCUCCCUAGACAAUGACCCGAGUGACAGUUCAGAGGAAGAGACUGACAGUGAGCGCACGGAUACCGCGGCCGAUGGGGAGACCACUGCCACUGAGUCGGACCAGGAGGAAGAUGCAGAGCUCAAGGCACAGAAUAGUCUGAUUAAGCGAAUAAAGGGUGAAAAUGUGUAUGUCAAACAUAGUAAUCUUAUGUUAGAGGAGCUAGAAAAAACUCAAGAUGACCUGAUGAAACAUCAAACCAACAUUAGUGAGCUGAAAAGAACCUUCUUAGAAACCUCAACAGACACUGCCAUAACGAAUGAAUGGGAAAAGAGGCUUUCUACCUCCCCAGUGCGACUAGCUGCCAGGCAGGAGGAUGCCCCCAUGAUCGAGCCACUUGUCCCUGAAGAGCCGAGUGUGAUAAAGAAAAUACAGGAAGGAGAUUCUGCUGACUCUGUGGUUACUUCUCAUCAAAUAAUUUUCCAGAAAACUGUUCCAUCGACCCUCGAGACUAAACAGUCUUCUGGUGAAAAACUCAUGGAUGGCUCUGAAAUCUUCAGUUUAUUAGAUUCUGCACGAAAACCAACAGAAUUCAUAGGAGGGGUUACUUCUACUUCUCAAAGCUGGGUUCAGAAAAUGGAAACCAAGACGGAAUCCAGUGGAUUGGAGACAGAACCCUCCUCACACCACCAGCCGCCUAGCACGGAGAAGAUGGUGCAGGAAACCGUGUUGGUGGAGGAGAGACGUGUGAUGAACGUGCACGCCAGUGGGGAUGCUUCCUCUGUAUCUGGAGACGACAUGGACACUGCAGCACAGCCUGCACCUGCAGGUGUUUCCAGUGCCGAAAGGAAGGAGGGCUCUGCUCUGACUGAGGGGGCUAAAGAGGAAAGAGGGGAGGAGGUUGAGAAAGCCGUCCUAAAACAGGAAGAGACGGCCACUGUUUCCCAGGAGUGGCAAGAGGAGCAGAGUACAGCUGUCCACAUUUCUGAAACUUUGGAACAAAAACCUCAUUUUGAGUCCUCAACAGUGAAGACAGAAAGUAUCAGCUUUGGCAGUGUUUCACCAGGAGGAGUAAAACUAGAAAUUUCCACCAAGGAAGUGCCCGUAGUUCACACUGAAACAAAAACCAUCACAUAUGAAUCAUCACAGGUCGAUCCAGGCACUGACCUGGAGCCAGGCGUGCUGAUGAGUGCACAGACGAUCACCUCUGAAACCACCAGUACCACCACCACCACGCACAUCACCAAAACCGUGAAAGGCGGCAUUUCAGAGACAAGAAUUGAGAAGCGAAUAGUCAUCACAGGAGAUGCAGACAUUGACCAUGACCAGGCGCUGGCUCAGGCAAUUAAAGAGGCCAAAGAGCAGCACCCUGACAUGUCAGUGACCAAAGUAGUGGUCCAUAAAGAGACAGAGAUCACACCAGAAGAUGGAGAGGAUUGACCAGAGGAAUAACUUAGCUUGCACAUGAAUCCAGUCAUGAAAACCAUUAGGAAAUCCAGAGCCUAUAUGGAGUUCCCUCUUCUAACCCAACUGACUUGUAUCUGUCUGUGGAAAAUUUCAAUCCAGAAGAAUUGACCUUGACCAUUAAUAAAGACACUGGCAGAGAGAUCGUCCCAUAAUAAAGCAAUCCAAAUCAGCAUCACUAAACUGAUAUUGCAUGAAGCAACAAUAAAAUUACAAAAGAGCAGCAUUUUUAAUUUUCACAAAAUAUCUCAGUUUUCAGCUAUACGUGCACGUUCAUAACCAACAAUAUAAACCGUAAUCUCAUGUAACACAUAAAAACUCAUGCCUUUCAUAGUUUAUAUUAUUAAAGUCUAAACAAAAUCGCAAUUUCUUAGGUGACAAACCUUUUGUUUACAGAUAAAUGAAGAUUACCCUAAAAUGCUAGAAGCUGUCUAGGUCCAGUGUGUCAGAUUUAUCCCUGAUUAGAUGUGCCAAUAACCAAGUCUAUUCAGUAAACAACUUGAAUCUUGUACUUGUUUCUUCUGGUUUAUUCCUCUUACCCAUAAACAGUAAUGACUCUCUGACCCUCUGGAAAUAUUUAAUGCUUACGAUCUUGCUUUGUGUAUCUAAUUUAAUUCGUUACAAGGUAGUACUGAUUUUAGCAUAUUAAUGUGAUUUCUUCCUUGUUGUCUGCUUUGGUCUGCGUUCAACUCAGAAAGCUUUUCAGAGUUCUCUAACAAGUCCUAAAUAUGUAAAUUGUCAUUAUUUUGGGAAGAAAAACCUGUAUCUUUGUUAGUUUACAAUAUUAUGAAGUUUCACUCCAGGAAAAUCUGUUGGGCUUCUGUUGAUUUGUUCUCUUUAUUUCUUUUUCCUUGUAUUUUUUAAUUGAUUUUUCUUCUUUUACUUGAAAAGAAAGUGUUUGUUUCCAAAUCUGGUCCAUAUUUACAAUCUAGUUCAGAGCCAAGCCUUAAACUGUACAGAAUUUCCACUGUAAUUAAAAUUAUUUAGUGUUUAGUUAUAAAUAGCCCUCAAAAAGAUAUAUUCUCCAUUACACUGUCACCUGCAUCACAGCCCAUGGUGAAUGUACGUUUCUGCAUAGCAAAAUAAAAAUGGUAAAUGCACUGAAAA
Messenger RNA from Carlito syrichta (Philippine tarsier), 4919 nucleotides. RefSeq names its product erythrocyte membrane protein band 4.1 like 3 (gene EPB41L3). The transcript has 25 exons. Gene Ontology annotation, cellular component: cytoskeleton; plasma membrane. Gene Ontology annotation, molecular function: structural molecule activity; actin binding. The record is from RefSeq and is a predicted model, not a curated record. Gene Ontology annotation, biological process: cortical actin cytoskeleton organization. Bases 291 to 3788 code for a protein of 1165 amino acids. NCBI's taxonomy places the organism in Eukaryota, Metazoa, Chordata, Mammalia, Primates, Tarsiidae.